GGCAGCCCACCAGAAACUGGAGGACUUCCUCAAGAUGGUGGAGGAAAGGUGGCACGAUCCUCAGGAGGUUCAAAAGGCCAUCGGCGUGAUCUUGACACUGCACACGAGGCAGUUUAAGUCAAUUAGGGAGGCCAUCGACGUUGUAGAGCGUCUGAUCUGUGUCCCUGGGGUGCGCUAUGACACCCAGGUUUUACUCACCUCCUACCUGAGAUGCUUUCCAAUGCCUCUCAGGAAUGUGUUGGCAAGUGAAGCCAACAUCAACGUUCACAAUUUCCCCUCGUUCAACAAGAAGGCCCUAGACCUUGAGGCGAAGAUAGGGCAUGGGCAGGCACCCACAACGGAUGGUAGGAAGAAAACACUGCCUACCAACUGGAAGGCGAAGGGACGCAUUAUGUUUUUCAACAACGAUGGUUCAACCAUUGAGUUGGAAGACAACUUCCAGGAAGGAGUAGGUUCAGAAGCAGGCAGCGUUGAAGCUUCAGGGGGUGGAGUUGUCACUGCUGUAGCUCAGAAAGGCGAGCCGGUGAAAAUGCCGUUGGAGAUAGAGGGAGUAGUUGCCAAGUACCCUAAUCUAUUUCAAGAGCCAACAGGGGUUGUAGAGAGGGAGGUCGUCCACGCGAUAGAGAUUAUCCCCGGGUCUAGCAUCCCGAAGGAUAGGAUAUAUCGGAUGUCUCCAGGCGAGCUCGAUGAGCUACACCGACAACUCAAGGAACUCGUAGAGAAGGGUUGGAUCCGGCCGAGUGUCUCUCCAGUUCUAUUCGUACCUAAGAAGGAGGAGGGAACACUGAGGAUGUGCAUUGACUAUAGGGGCCUCAAUGCCAUCACUGUUAAGAAUAGAGAGCCCCUACCGCGCAUCGACGAUUUGUUAGAUAGAGUGCAAGGGUGUCAGUACUUUAGUAAGAUAGAUCUGAAGUCCGUGUACCAUCAGAUUGCAAUCCGGCCUGAGGAUCAACACAAACCCGCCUUUCAGACCAGGUACAGUCUGUACGAGUUUGUGGUGAUGCCUUUCGGCCUUUGUAAUGCUCCUGGCACUUUUCAGCACGCUAUGAAUCGGAUAUCCCAUGACUACUUGGAUAAGUUUGUCAUCGUGUACCUUUAUGACAUACUUAUUUUUAGUAAGACUGUCGAGGAGCACAUUGCGCACUUGGACAAAGUCCUCAGUCUCCUGCGACAGCACAAGUUCAAGAUCAACGGUGAGAAGUGCGAGUUUGGCCGCACCCGUGUCUUGUACUUGGGUCAUGAGAUCUCCACGGAAGGAUUGAAGCCCGAUGACGCGAAGGUGGCCAGCAUUCGUGAUUGGCCACGUCCUCAGUCUGUGACUGAGAUGAGAUCUUUCUUAGGAAUGACAGGCUACUAUAGGACUUUCGUUAAGAACUAUAGCAUAGUGGUCGCUCCUUUGACUGAUCAAACCCGCCUUGACACCCCAUGGGAGUGGACAGAUGAGUGCGAGGCUGCUUUCAGACAUCUGAAGCAUGCGUUGACGCACUACGAGGUCUUGAAACGUCCUGAUCCUGAUAAGCCGUUUAUAGUCACCACGGAUGCCAGCCAAUAUGGCAUUGGCGCCGUGCUCGCACAGCAGGAGGGGCCAAAGUUGAGGCCCGUAGAGUACAUGUCCAAGAAAAUGUUGUCUCAGAAGUUGGCCAAGUCCACCUAUGAGAAAGAACUUUAUGCAGUUUACAAGGCUCUGACCCAUUGGAGACACUAUCUCGUUGGGAGGUUCUUCAUCCUCAGGACUGAUCAUCAGACCCUGAAAUGGAUGAGAACUCAGUCGGUGCUCUCUGACGCUCUGAAGCGUUGGACUGAAGUCAUUGAGCAGUAUGACUUUGACCCUAAUUAUUUGAAAGGGGAGUACAACAAGGUUGUUGAUGCCUUGUCGCGUAGACCUGACUUCUCGGGUGCGCCGAUUACUGAGUUCGAACUGACAGACAAUGUUACUCAGUCUUUGGUGGAAGCCUAUCGCGAGGACCAGUUCAUGUCUGAGAUCAUAUGCAGACUUGAGGCGAAGGAUAAGAAAACUUUUGCUGAGUUUGAGUUGGUUAAUGGCUUGUUGUUCCUUGAGAAGGAAGAGAAUAAACGAUUGUGUGUCCCGAAUAGCGAGUCUUUGCGUACUUUGUUUUUAGGCGAGUGCCAUGAUGCCACCGACCAUUUUGGGUACAAGAAAAAUGCAGCCAAUCUACUGCAGCGGUUCUGGUGGCCCACAUUGAUGAGAGAUGCUAAGUUGUACGUGGAGACUUGUCAGGUUUGUCAGAGAGAUAAGCCGCGUACUCAAGCUCCUCUUGGGCUGCUGAAGCCCCUUCCGAUUCCGGAAAGGCGUGGUGAGAGCCUGUCCAUGGACUUCAUGGAUACGCUGGUCAACAGCAAGAGUGGAAUGCGCUACAUCUACGUCAUUGUGGAUAGGUUUAGUAAGUUUGCUAGAUUAGUUGCAAUGCCGGCAACAACUAAAACGGAGUAUGUGAUUACGAUGUUCAAAGAGAAUUGGGUUAGAGACUUUGGAUUACCUAAGUCCAUAGUUAGUGACAGGGAUGUCAUAUUCACAAGUGAGUUGUGAAAAGCAGCAGCUGCAGAGCAAGGUACGCAACGGCAGAUGACAUCGGGCAAUCAUCCUGAGGCAAACGGGCAGGCUGAACAAAUGAAUCGCGCUGUACGAC
Messenger RNA from Chara braunii, 2648 nucleotides. The record is from the annotation of a GenBank genome assembly. NCBI's taxonomy places the organism in Eukaryota, Viridiplantae, Streptophyta, Charophyceae, Charales, Characeae.